CUUACCCUUUCCCCUCCUCCCUUCCGUCCGCUCAUCAUUCUUGGUCUGGUUCCACUAGGAGGAGCUCAUCCACCACAAAUAGUUGGAGACCAGGAGGGUCGGAAACCCCAACCAGAAACUCGCAUAAUCCAAAAUUUAUUCCGGACUCUUGCUUAUCAUGGGAAGUCAUCAAUGCAUCAUCUUACAAAGACUAUCCGGUUUGCCUAACAACUGAAAAAAGGUCCUGUUAUGUCUUGUGACUAAAUUCACUAUUGCGCUCAGGGAAAUUGGAACGUUCAUGGAAGUUCUUAGGUCUCAGUUGAGCACUUGUUGGAUGUUGGACUGUUGCAAUUUGUUAACAUAGAUUUGCAUGAUGUCAAGUUAGUGAUGACUUUCUUAGUACAAAUUUCAUAGUAAGCUUUACUAAAGAAUGCGGUUGGUGGAGGAAGCUCGAAAGCGCUUUGACAAGGCUAGCAUUCUAUAUGAUCAAGUAAUCUAUUUGCAUGUUUGAAUCGUGUUUUAUUUGUCGAAUGUUAACUUAAUAGUCAUUGUUAUCAAGAGUGGGAAGGUUAAGAUGUGGUUCUUGUUAGAGGCUCGUGAUAAGUUUUUGUCACUAAGGAAAGACAUCAAAAGUGACAUAGUGAGCAUGUUACAAGAGGAACUUCAUAAUGCAAGGUCAUCCUUGAGCAAGCACGGUUCAACUUGGUGGCUGCACUUUCAAAUGUUGAAAGCAAAGAAACGGUUUGAAUUCGUAGUGGCACAAUGGAUGCCCACCUCCGUUACUUUAAACAGCUUGGCAACCUCGGCAAGACGAGGACACCCACAUAAAAAAUCCCAGAAGAUGAAGAUUGAAGGCAUUGGUAAAGAAUGGUCACCACGCCCUCCCCCCAACAUGGGUAUGGCCACCUCGGUUAGGGCUUUGAGCAAACAAUUUCCAUUUUUGUACUUAGCAGAAUAGUUGCGUGUAAACAGCCCAAAAGCAGCCCAUCAUUGUAAACGGGCAACCCAAGACCAGAGAGCCCAACCCAAAUUUCCCCUAUAAAAAACCCUCGGGGGUAGUUGUGGGGGGUUGAAAAAUGUUAAUUGCAAAUAACCUUCUUACUCUAGAUCUCACUUCUUUCUAGAAUUAUACUCGAUCAUUUGGUUCUUUAAAUGAGAGCUAGAACAAUCAAGUUAGUUCCCUC
Molecule: messenger RNA, 1163 nt
Organism: Cuscuta europaea
Lineage: Eukaryota; Viridiplantae; Streptophyta; Magnoliopsida; Solanales; Convolvulaceae
Source: the annotation of a GenBank genome assembly